CUCGUAGCGGUCGUCAGCUUUCCCGAGAUGACCGAGCCACGGGCCUCAGUUGCGUCUCGCCGUCCACGUCCGAGUGCUUGCCGUUAACGCCGUUGACAGGUGUCACUCGUCGUUUCAAUGACGUGCUGUAUUCCGUGACUACACUCGCAGCGCGACUGUGCUCACUCAUUCAUUAUUUUAUCUCAUUGUUGGUGUUCGAACUAUAUUGCCCGAAUUAUGUUUCCUAUCAUCGCCAUAGUUUUGCUUCUUGCGUUGCCUGCAUUUGCUACGAACUUCAGUGUGUGCGCCGUGGGACCCGCGCCGACCGCCGUCAGGCUGCAGGGCUGCGACGACAACUGCCUGCUGCGUCCCGGCGACUCGGUGCGCGCGCAGGUCGACAUCCGCCCCGGAGGGCGAGUGACGUCCCUGCAGGCGGACCUGUACGCGGCGGAGGCAGCCCACCUGCUGGACGACUCCGACGGCUGCGCGCACCUGGUGGCCGGCGCGUGCCCCAUCGAGGCCGGCCACGCAGCCACCUACGCCUUCAACGCCACCGUGCGGGUCCAGGCGCUGGGGAAGCUGACCAUGCACUUCACGCUGACGGACCAGGCCGUGGAUAACGUCGCCUGCUUCGACCUACAAAUCACCGUCGUCAACGGAACGGCCUGGGAGCCGCGCGCGGCCACGGACCGAGCAUAACGCAGACCGCAGCGCGGCCACGGACCGAGCAUGACGCGCAGACUGCGCGCGGCCACGGACCGAGCAUGACGCAGACCUCAGCGCGGCCACGGACCGAGCAUGACGCAGAUCUCAGCGCGGCCAUGGACCGAGCAUGACGCAGACCUCAGCGCGGCCACGGACCGAGCAUGACGCGCAGACUGCGCGCGGCCACGGACCGAGCAUGACGCAGACCUCAGCGCGGCCACGGACCGAGCAUGACGCAGACCUCAGCGCGGCCACGGACCGAGCAUGACGCGCAGACUGCGCGCCGAAGAUGCGCAAGAGAAACAUAAAUAUAUAUAUAUUUUUAGACCAUUGUUGAACGGCUCAGUUGUCGAUGUGAACUGUCUGAAAACACAGGAAGCAAACUGGUGCGUUUUCCAAAGUAUUAUAAAAUCUUUUUUGUAUAUCGUCGUUAGUCCAAGUUUGUAUUGUGUUGGUGUUUUAUAUUUCAGUGAAGGUGAAUGUUAACAUUA
Molecule: messenger RNA, 1175 nt
Organism: Bacillus rossius redtenbacheri
Lineage: Eukaryota; Metazoa; Arthropoda; Insecta; Phasmatodea; Bacillidae
Exons: 4
Coding region: 217-678 (153 amino acids)
Source: RefSeq, a predicted model, not a curated record